CGCCGCCAUGCGGGGCCGGCUGCUGCGCGCCUGGCGUGAGGGGGUGAAGGCGGCGGGUCCGCCAUGGCGGGUGCUGUUCUUCGGCACCGACCGCUUCGCUGUCACCGCGCUCCGGGCCCUGCAGGAGGCCACGUACCGGGAGCCCGGCGGGGACUUGCUCGUGUCCAGGCUGGAGGUGGUGACCCUGCCCUCCCGCCUGCCCGGGGACCUGCCUGUGGGGAGCUGCGCCCGGGAGCUCCGGCUGCCUGUUCAUGAGUGGCCCCACACCGGCCCUGUGGGGCAGUUUGAUGUGGGUGUGGUGGCAUCGUUUGGGCGUCUUCUGAGCCAGGACCUUAUCCAGCAGUUCCCAUAUGGCGUGCUCAAUGUGCAUCCCAGCUGCCUCCCUCGAUGGCGUGGUCCUGCACCCAUAAUCCACACCGUGCUUCAUGGUGAUAAAGUGACUGGGGUGACAAUUAUGGAAAUAAGACCAAAAAGGUUUGAUGUAGGGCCAAUUAUUAAGCAAGAAGAGUUUACUGUUCCUCCCCGCUGUACUGCAAAGGAGCUGGAAGUCAUAUUAUCAAAGAUGGGUGCAAACAUGCUGAUCUCAGUUCUGAGAAACCUGCCUGAAAGUUUGAAAAAUAAAAAAGAGCAACCAGAAGAAGGUGUAACAUUUGCUCCUAAAAUAUCUAUAGCCAAGAGCUGUGUACGAUGGGAAGAGCAAACGGCUGAACAAGUAAUUCAAUUGUAUCGUGCAAUAGGAAGCAUGUUUCCUUUGCAGACACUGUGGAAGGGAACUACAGUUAAACUUCUGGAUUUUGUGGAAGUGGAUGACAUCCCUGGGUUUGCUGAUCAGACAUUAAAUGACUGUGGAGCUGUUCCUGGUUCACUCCUAUACCAUAAAGCAUCCCAAACGCUGAUAGCUCGUUGCAAGGAAGGCUGGGUUGGAAUCAAAGCAGUUGUAUUAAAGAAGAAGCUUACAGCAGUUGACUUCUACAAUGGAUAUAUGCACUCUUGGUUCCAGCAGAAGUCAAGAGCAGUUCAUCAGGAAUGCAGAUUUCAGACACUCAAACUUAGCACGGCAAAAAAGACUCUGAAAGAGAGGGAAAUGCUGUCACAGAAUAUAAAACAAUAGAUGUAUUUUAAAAUAUGGGAGAUGAUGUCUGCAAGUUAAUAGUAACUUAAAGUAUUUCAGUGUCUACCUAUAAUGUUCAGCUUAGUUGAACUUUUAAGUUUUCCUCCCAGAGUGUUAGAUCUUGCUGUCAUCUGCGUUUUUCUCAUUGUGGGCUCCUGAAGAUGCUUAUUUCUGUUUCCUCCAUGAAGAAAGAGAAUCUCUGUGAGUGUUGGUGAACAAACCCUGUUUCCACUGUUGAGCAAUAAAUUUAUUUUUAUACAA
Molecule: messenger RNA, 1372 nt
Organism: Melopsittacus undulatus (budgerigar)
Lineage: Eukaryota; Metazoa; Chordata; Aves; Psittaciformes; Psittaculidae
Gene: MTFMT
Product: mitochondrial methionyl-tRNA formyltransferase
Exons: 9
Coding region: 8-1111 (367 amino acids)
Biological process (GO): biosynthetic process; conversion of methionyl-tRNA to N-formyl-methionyl-tRNA
Cellular component (GO): mitochondrion
Molecular function (GO): methionyl-tRNA formyltransferase activity
Source: RefSeq, a predicted model, not a curated record